Messenger RNA from Aspergillus caelatus, 588 nucleotides. RefSeq lists its product as uncharacterized. Bases 153 to 506 code for a protein of 117 amino acids. NCBI's taxonomy places the organism in Eukaryota, Fungi, Ascomycota, Eurotiomycetes, Eurotiales, Aspergillaceae. The transcript has 2 exons. The record is from RefSeq and is a predicted model, not a curated record.
UUAACUCGUGGGUCGUAAUAUACUGCCAUCAACGGCAUUGGGGAUUACCCAAAACCCACAGCGGUUGACGAACUUUACGAGACGAGUAAGGCAUUAGGGUCUACGAGAGACGUUUUCAUCAGAAAGAGAUACGAUACAAAUCAAUUCUCAGGAUGUGUUCUGCCCCGACCAAUGUCGAUAUAUCUGCGACUUUCCAAGUUAUAGAACAUAAAUUUCUUGGUCAGCAUAUCCGUGAGUAUCCUAAGGCUACGACCACCAGUCAAGAGGACCCACUUUCGAUCAUAGCGAAGCAAUACGUGCCGUGGGAUAACCUCGACCCAUGCCCGGGAGCUAUAAGUAUCAUUUCCGCUCAUGCCAAUGGAAUACCGAAGGUAUCACUGGAGUACCAAAACGUGGUCAAAAGAAUAUACCUGACGAAUGUUUCCAGGAGGUCUACGAACCGUUAUGGGUGGAGAUCUACCAAUCAGCCAAGAGAGCGGGAUUGCAGUUACGGGGGAUAUGGAUAGCAGAUGCCACCCAUCAGGGUGCAAGCGGUGUCCUUAAUGAAGAAAAGUUAGGGAACGACCGUACGUAUCAUUUUAUUUUUAU